CUUAACAAUGUCUAAACCAAGGCGGCUGCAUGGGAAGGUGGCUCUCAUAACAGGAGCCGCCAGCGGCAUCGGCGAGGAGACGGCGAGACUAUUUGCAGCCAACGGCGCUUUCGUUGUCGUAGCCGACAUCGAUAACGAACUGGGUAGGAAGGUGGCUGCCUCCAUCGGCAUCGACCAAGCCAGCUUUCACCAUUGUGAUGUUAGAGACGAGAAGCAAGUUGAAGAAAUGGUGAGCUACACCGUUGAAAAACAUGGCCGCCUCGACAUUCUCUUUAGCAAUGCCGGCAUCAUGGGCUCUCUCGCUUCAAUUCUAUCGCUUGAUAUAUCCGAUUUCGAUGACAUAUUUGCAACCAACGUCCGUGGAGUGGUUGGGACGAUUAAGCACGGUGCGCGAGCAAUGGUGGAGAAAAACAUACGUGGGUCGAUCAUUUGCACGACGAGCGUGUCGGCCACGAUAGGAGGGGCGGGGCCGAUGGCAUACACAAGCUCGAAGCAUGCGGUGUUGGGGGUGGUGAGGUCGAGCAGCUUGGAGCUUGGGGCGUAUGGGAUUAGAGUGAACUGUGUGUCGCCAUAUGGGGUGGCAACGCCGAUGAGUCGCCGGGCUUUGAAUUUGGAAGACCGUAUGAUUGAAGAGAUUGUUUGUUCGAAGGCAAGCUUGAAGGGUGCGGUGCUGAAGGCUAGCCAUGUUGCUGAGGCCGCUCUGUUCCUUGCAUCUGAUGAAUCAGCUUAUAUAAGUGGUCAAAACUUGGUGGUUGAUGGUGGCUUCACGGCCGUCAGAUCAGCCGUAUGAUUCAGUGGUCUUAAGGGUUUGUAUGAUUUGAGUAAUAAUGUUCUACUUUUGAAACAUUUCAAAGUUGGAACUUUGAGGAAUAAACACACCUUCAAUUGCAAUGAAAA
Messenger RNA from Cucurbita moschata (crookneck pumpkin), 897 nucleotides. RefSeq names its product short-chain dehydrogenase reductase 3b-like. Bases 8 to 790 code for a protein of 260 amino acids. Lineage: Eukaryota; Viridiplantae; Streptophyta; Magnoliopsida; Cucurbitales; Cucurbitaceae. The transcript has 3 exons. The record is from RefSeq and is a predicted model, not a curated record.